AACUUUUCCGCGUUAAAAAGACCAGAAUCAUUCCGGUGUCUUUACUUUUCGCAUUUUAAAUCCAACACACAAUCCAAUAUGGCGGGACGAAUUGGACUUGCGACCAAAAACUUUAGUGGACGGUACUUUAUUCAUAAUAGUAAAUGGUUUGAUUCCCUAGUUCAGCAGCCAACUGUACGGACAACAAGUUUGAACUAUUGCUUACCAAGAUAUUUGUCAGUGUCCAGGCAAGAUGGAAGGCCAAAGAAGCCGGCUACCCACUUUUUAUUAUACUACAAAAGUGUACAGGAUGUUUUGGAUAAGAAAAUUCCAGAUAGAAAAAUGAUUACUGAUAAAGUGAAGAUUGCUAGUCAAAUGUACAAAGAGUUAUCUCCAGAAGAAAAAGAGGCAUUAGAAGAAAAAAGUCAGAAACUUCUUAUGGAAUACAAAGAAAAGCUUGAAAAAUGGCAAGGCACGCUAUCCCCGGAGGAAAUGGACAUUAUCAGGACAGAGAAGAAAGAAAAGAGAGAAAAGAAAGCAAAGAGAAAAAUUACAAAACUUCAGCGUGACAAUGCAAAACCAAAGCAAAGUUCUUCAGCAUUUCUACUGUAUUCCAUAGAUCAGCUAAAACGUGUCAAUUUACAAUCCAUGUCCUCCAUGGAAAAAUUGGAAGCUGUAAGGAAGAAUAUGUCUGAUUGUUCAAAGAAAUGGAAAGAUCUGCCAUCAGGAGAGAAAGAGGUAUACAGCAAGAAGGCAGCUGAAGAAAGAGAACUGUAUGAACUUGAGAUGCAACAAUGGGAGCUGAAUAUGAUUGAACAAGGUAAAAAGAACCUAAUUAGAAAAAAGACAUUAGCAGAUCAUCAGAGGGAAGAGAAAAAGGCAGCUAAAGAAGCAGAACCUAAAAAAGAAAAGGCAAAAAAGGAAACUGAAUCUGGAAAGAAAAUGCCGUCCAAAAAAGAAAAGACAAAAGAAGUAGGACAAAAAGAUGUUAAGAAAUAAGUUUGGUUUUUCAAAGGUUAAAAGGGAUUUAAGAUGCCAAGUAAAUUGAAUGACAUGCCAUAUGUGUAAUUUGUCUUUCAUAGGACGAUGAAAUUGAAAGACGAAUCUUAAAUAAAAUGUGUCAAAAAAAGAUGUCGGUGAUGAGCAUGGGUGAAAAAAAAAAAUCCAGAUUACCUCUGAAGUCAGGACUUUCAGAUUCUUAAAAGUGCUCUGUUACUAUUUUUCCUGUUUAAAACUUGCUCUUUUUUUUCUUUAUAAAAAACCUAUCAAACAAAUGCUGAAUUUAGAGUUUAAUAGAUUUUCGAACAAUUACCCACAUACCAUCAAAGUAUGAUACAUUAUGUGUUCAGCUUCAGCUUUUGGAAAAAGGACCAAAAAUGUGUGUACACCUAUCCCCUGGUUUCCCCCAAGAAUGAGGUGCUUUGUUGUUGUGUUUUCUUUUGUUUUUUUGUCUGUUAAUGCAUGUGUAUUUCAUAUAGCUUUGUUAAUGAAUCUCUACUAAUCUAAGUAAAGAUAUGUUUUGAUAUACAGUCACUACAUUUUUGUGAGUGAUGCUUUUUUAUGCUAUUGUCUUGGGCAUGAAGCCCUAUAUCAUUAAGUAUUAAACUUA
This is a messenger RNA of Ruditapes philippinarum (Manila clam), 1588 nucleotides long. Its product is annotated as transcription factor A, mitochondrial-like. The record is from RefSeq and is a predicted model, not a curated record. Lineage: Eukaryota; Metazoa; Mollusca; Bivalvia; Venerida; Veneridae. The transcript has 8 exons. Bases 79 to 978 code for a protein of 299 amino acids. Gene Ontology annotation, molecular function: transcription cis-regulatory region binding.